AUGGGACGUCGUCGAAUUCUUCCGGAACGUAUAAGCAACAAAAAGGCUAGAUAUGCUUCUUUCCAUAAGAGAAGAAUGUGUAUGGAAAAGAAGACAUUUGAAUUAUCUACUCUAUGUGGUGUUGAAGCUUGCAUGGUUGUUUAUGAUCUCACACAUGAUGAUGAUGAUCGGCAACCCUACAUUUGGCCUAAAGAUCCUGAUGCAAUUCGGCACAUGUUUACAUUGUACAAAAAACAACAUGAUGAAAAUCGUAAAAAGUGGACCCUUAAUUUGUCUCACUUCUUUAAAGAUGACCCCAAUAAGAAAAAGGAGGAGGGUGAUCAUCAUCAUCAAGGUACUACUUCUUUAGCAUUUGUAAAAGUUGAGGACAAGAAAAAUGAUGAUAAUGAGACCACAAAGUACCUUGCUUGGGAUGAUCAAUAUAACAACCUGUCCGAGGAACAAUUAAGAGACUUAAGUAUCAAAUUGAAAGAAAAGUUUGAAGCCGCCAAAACUAAGGUUCAAUUCUUGAAGGAUAGCUUUCUUGCUACACAAGAAAACAAUUCUAAUUAUUUUAUGCCAUCAAUGGAGCCUAUUACUGAUCAUGAGCAACAACCAAUUUCUUUCUUCAACCAGAUUGAUCAUCUUGACAUGCCAGCUCAUUACCCACCGUUGGGUCUGGAUCUCUCAAUGCCAAAUUCGACGAUGAUGAUGAAUGAUAUUGAAGAUUAUGACAUUAAUGGACUCGGUGAUAUAAUGGACGUAAACAAUGUGAUCAUGGAGCCUCAGAUGUGCUACUACGGUGAUUCCACCAUGGCAUUGGACAUGGAAUGCCAUGACAUGAUCUCAAGCAUAAAGCAGAGUUUUGAAGGACAUGAAUUUUCUGAUUUUGGUGAUGUAUUUUUUUGUUAGACAUUGUUAUCUACAAUUGUAUAUCAACAAUUGUAUGUUGUAGAUGGAAUUAUUAAAGACAAUUAAAUACAAAU
Molecule: messenger RNA, 965 nt
Organism: Cornus florida
Lineage: Eukaryota; Viridiplantae; Streptophyta; Magnoliopsida; Cornales; Cornaceae
Product: agamous-like MADS-box protein AGL82
Exons: 1
Coding region: 1-891 (296 amino acids)
Biological process (GO): regulation of transcription by RNA polymerase II
Molecular function (GO): RNA polymerase II cis-regulatory region sequence-specific DNA binding; DNA-binding transcription factor activity, RNA polymerase II-specific; protein dimerization activity
Source: RefSeq, a predicted model, not a curated record